CUCAGUCGCCCAGCCAUCGCCAUGAGGUCCGGUCGCAGCUCCCUCCUCCUCCUCUUGGGGGUCGCCUUUGCCCUCUGGAGCCCCCAGCCCUCCGUCUCCGGCAGCUCCAACAGAAGCUGCAGCAGGUUCCCCACCUAUUCCGAAAAGUGUAGAUUCCCCAAAGAACGUUUCUUCUACAACGUCACCUCCAAGAGCUGCGAGAGAUUCCUUGACUAUGGCUGCCCCAUGAAUGUGAACACCUAUCUCACCCGGAAGAAAUGCCAGCAAUUCUGCUCAGAGAUUGACGUCUGCCAGAUGCCUCCUGAAAAGGGGGGUUGCAAUGACAAAAGGCAACACUGGUUUUACGACCCAAAGAACAAAGAUUGCAGGACGUUCACUUUCGGGGGCUGCGGGGGAAACCUUAACAACUUCAACACACGUCGGGACUGCCGGCUGAGGUGCCACCAUAGAGGGUCUUCCUAAGGGCUCCGUGGAUGGAAGCUCGCCCUGCUUUGUGCUGAAGGAAAAGAGAAGCCGGUUCAGGACGAGACCAGGC
Messenger RNA from Ahaetulla prasina, 535 nucleotides. Its product is annotated as kunitz-type serine protease inhibitor kunitoxin-Tel1-like. The coding region runs from base 22 to 462 and encodes 146 amino acids. The record is from RefSeq and is a predicted model, not a curated record. Gene Ontology annotation, molecular function: serine-type endopeptidase inhibitor activity. The transcript is spliced from 4 exons. Lineage: Eukaryota; Metazoa; Chordata; Lepidosauria; Squamata; Colubridae.